Molecule: messenger RNA, 918 nt
Organism: Microsporum canis CBS 113480
Lineage: Eukaryota; Fungi; Ascomycota; Eurotiomycetes; Onygenales; Arthrodermataceae
Exons: 2
Coding region: 1-918 (305 amino acids)
Biological process (GO): lipid metabolic process
Molecular function (GO): phosphoric diester hydrolase activity
Source: RefSeq, a predicted model, not a curated record
AUGUCGAUGUCGACUUUGAGACGCUUUUUCUGGCUGGGCGCAUUGCUUUCGGCCACUCUUCAAGUUUCCGCACUUCCAACAGCCCAGGACCAAUCAUGCAAUGGCCAUCCAGAGUACUGUGAUCGUCGAUACUCCGAACUGUCAUUCGUGGGUGCUCACAAUUCUCCGUUCGUUGGCCCGUUGCUCCAACACAACCAAGACAUCUCCGUGAGCCAGCAACUAGACUUUGGUAUCCGCUUUCUCCAGGGACAGACACACAAGAACGAUGAUGGUGUCUUCAGCAUGUGCCAUACAUCAUGUCUCCUCGAGGAUGCUGGAAGUGUGAGCUCAUACCUGCAGACGGUCAAGGCCUGGCUAGACGGCCAUCCGGAUGAAGUGGUCACACUCUUGAUCACAAACGGCGAUGGAUUGGAUAUCAAAGAGUUCGAUGACGCUUUCAAUGCUGUUGGCGGAAUAAAGGAUUACACCUUUGCGCCCAAGUCCAAACUUGCCCUCGGUGAUUGGCCAACGUUACGCGAAUUGAUCAAGACUGGAAAGCGACUGAUAGUUUUCGUUGAUUCCAAGGCCGACACCAACAGAUUUCCGUACCUUCUCGACGAAUUUUCAUACUACUUCGAGACACCUUUCAGCACCACGGACGAGAACUUUCCUCAAUGUACACUUGACCGUCCAGCCGGUGGCACGCCUGAGGGACGGAUGUACCUAGUUAACCAUACCCUCAACGUUAAUAUUCUAGGAAUAUUCCUCCCUGAUAGGUUCAAAGCCGAUAGGACCAAUGCUGCAGUAGGCCAAGGCAGUAUCGGCGCCCAGGUUGACCUAUGCAACUCGAUUUACCAUCGCAAGCCUAACGUGGUUCUCCUUGACUUUAUCACUGAGGGAGACGUCCUGAAAGCGGAGAGAACGAUGAACGGACUUUGA